AUGGCUACCGUCAGGAAACCCACCGCCGCCGUGGUGAACGGCACACCCAAGAAACACCACCACAACGUAAAUGUCCACGUCAGCGACAUGGUUGAGUUUGAUGAGAAACGCCACAUGAAGGAGAUCAAGAACGAUCUCAAGCACGGCGUUGUCCAUCCUGCCCUCAACGAGCUCGAAGAGCGCGUCAACGACCUCGGAGAGUCGUGGGAGACUGAGUCGCUUUUCGAGGAUGCGCUUGAGGACCUCGCUGAAGACAAAUUCUUCACUGACGUUCCUGAUGCCUGCACUCCGGAUGAAGCGGUUGCCUUCCGUCAGCAGCUUCGCGCCAUCGGCCCAGAGGAGUUUUGCAGGAGAACGGUGGACGCGGGUGUCAUCACCGCAAAGAAGCUUCUUACUGCCUUUGGCAUCCGCCCGCCUUCCUUCCUUGAGGGCGAGGAUGACGAUGCCUACUUUGGUCUUCUCAGUCUUGCACUCAGCCGUGAGCUCUCAAAGCGCGCCAAACUCAGCAGAUACAAUUCUGUUGAUGAUGCCGCUGAACUGCUGAAGAACUCUCACAACAUCAUCGUCCUGACCGGCGCUGGUAUCUCCACAUCGCUGGGCAUUCCAGACUUCCGCUCCAAGGGAACUGGUCUCUACUCGAAACUAGAGCAUCUUGGUCUAAGUGACCCUCAGGAAGUCUUUGACAUCACCGUCUUCCGCCAGGACCCUACCAUCUUCUACUCAGUUGCGCGCGACAUCCUGCCUGAGCAGGAUCGUUAUUCGCCGACUCAUGCUUUCAUUGCCAUGCUGCAACAGAAGGGCAAGCUGCUUACGAACUACUCUCAGAACAUCGAUAACCUCGAGGCUAAGGCAGGCAUCAAGCCAGACAAGCUCGUUCAGUGCCAUGGCUCGUUCGCCACUGCCAGCUGCAUAUUGUGUGGUUACAAGGUGCAAGGCGAGAGCAUCUUCCCCGACAUUAAGGCCGGGCGCAUUCCUCGCUGCCCCAAGUGCGCCCCGCCGCGCCGCUCUACCAACAACAGCCGCAAGCGCAAGAUCGCCCGAGACGGCACGGAGAAGAAGGUGCGCAGACGACCCGGAGACUAUGAUAGUGCAUCAGACUCCGAGUACGAUCUGCCCUCUAACGGCGGCAUCAUGAAGCCCGACAUCACCUUCUUUGGCGAGCCGCUGCCUGAUGAGUUCUCCCGGCGGCUUACUGAGCACGACCGCGAGAAGGUAGAUCUGGUCAUCGUCAUCGGCACGUCGCUUAAGGUUGCUCCCGUCAGCGAGGUCGUGCCCUUCCUCCCUCCUCACAUCCCUCAGCUGUACAUCUCAAGAACCCCUGUGAGCCACGUCAACUUCGACAUUGAUCUGCUCGGUGACUGCGACGUUGUCGUCUCCGAGCUCUGCCGUCGCGCCGGCUGGGACUUGCGACAUGAGAUGAUCCCCAAGAACCAGAAGGUCGAUGUCGAGCUGGAGGUUGGCCACUCCAGCCGCCACAUCUUCACUGUCCACCAGUCCAGCCCGAAGAUCAAGUCAAGCCCAAAGGAGGAGUGA
This is a messenger RNA of Phaeoacremonium minimum UCRPA7, 1533 nucleotides long. Its product is annotated as putative sir2 family protein. The record is from RefSeq and is a predicted model, not a curated record. The transcript has 2 exons. Gene Ontology annotation, molecular function: NAD+ binding. NCBI's taxonomy places the organism in Eukaryota, Fungi, Ascomycota, Sordariomycetes, Togniniales, Togniniaceae. Bases 1 to 1533 code for a protein of 510 amino acids.